AUGAAUGAAAUUUAUUAUUAUUCAGAAGAAAUUGAUAAUUUAUUAGAAGAUUAUAGAAAGUUACUAAAUGAUUUGCAAAAUGAAUCAUGCGAAGAAAAGACAAACAAAUAUUGUAAUGACAUAAAUUUUAUUACUGAAAGAAUAAAAACAACAAAAGAUGCAUAUUUUAUUGAAGUAAGAAAUUUACCAGAAAAAGAUCAAAAUAAUCAUAUACUGAAAAUAAAAGGAAAAAUGUCAAUUUUGGAAAAUUUAAACCUAGAAUUUGAUUUUAUAAAAAGUAAAUUAAGAUAUGAAAAAAAUGAAGAAAAAAAAAAUAAAAUAGUAAAAGAAAAAUAUUUAACACCAAAAGAAAUAGAAAUAAGAGGAGAUUUAAUUCAAGAUCAUACAAAUGAAUCUAUAUAUCGAAUGAAAAAAAUGGUAGAUGAAUCUGAACAAAUAACUAUAGAUGCAAUAAAUAAAUUAAAUGUACAAAAUGAAAAACUACAAGAAGUGACAGAUAAUGUGGAUGAUGUUGAAAUGAACAUAUCUCAUGCAAAACAAACUUUAAGAGAAAUAGCUAAAGAAGCAAUAACAGAUAGAUUUGUUCGUCUUUUAGCUCUUUUAAUUUUUAUUGUUUUAAUUGUUUUAAUAGCUAUAAUUGCUAUUCCAAGGAAAAAAUAA
Plasmodium gallinaceum is the source of this 660-nucleotide messenger RNA. RefSeq names its product chloroquine resistance marker protein, putative. NCBI's taxonomy places the organism in Eukaryota, Apicomplexa, Aconoidasida, Haemosporida, Plasmodiidae. The record is from RefSeq and is a predicted model, not a curated record. The transcript has a single exon. Gene Ontology annotation, molecular function: SNAP receptor activity; SNARE binding. Gene Ontology annotation, cellular component: ER to Golgi transport vesicle membrane; late endosome membrane; SNARE complex. Gene Ontology annotation, biological process: vesicle fusion. Bases 1 to 660 code for a protein of 219 amino acids.